Molecule: messenger RNA, 1579 nt
Organism: Salpingoeca rosetta
Lineage: Eukaryota; Choanoflagellata; Craspedida; Salpingoecidae
Exons: 8
Coding region: 1-1248 (415 amino acids)
Biological process (GO): protein localization involved in establishment of planar polarity
Cellular component (GO): cilium; cytoplasm
Source: RefSeq, a predicted model, not a curated record
AUGAGCGAGCAUGCGUGGUUGGUGGGGCGACUGGAUGAGGUGCUGGAAAAACUGUUGAGGCUGCAGAAGCUGUCGCUUGAGACCUAUGAUGCGAACACGCUGUAUCCAACCGUGUCUGCUGCGCUGGAGGAGUCGCACGCCUUCUACGAUGAGCUGGAUGAACUGUCUGAGGAGGCAUUCGACCAGCUGGUCGCGGACGCUCCUGGGUUUGAGGACAAGCUGAACAAGCUCGAUACCGCGCAUGCGGAGCUUGACGGCCUUGCAGCGCGGUUGGAAGGCGAGACACAAGACACGAGCGCUGUGGACAACGCGUCCGAUCAGCAGCAACAACCACAACAGCAGCAGCAACAACAGCAACAACAACAACAACAACAACCACAUCAGCCUGCCGUGCCCCGCAUCAUCGAGCCAAGCUCCUCCGAAUGGGAUUCGAUGAGUCCCGAUCUCGCGCUCGCGUGCGAAUUCUCCGCGGAGAUUGAGACCGAUGGCGACGACAAUGUGAACAACGCAGCUGCUGGUGGCGCCUUGAUCACAGAGGUGCCAUGCGGGUGGUGUCGGCUGCCGCUGUAUCGAGAGGAUGGACGUGCCGUGACGGCGGGGACGCAUAGAGUGCAGGUCUUCCCAGGCCCGCUUCAGAUCAGCGAGAUCCGGCGCAGUCUGGGCGAAUCGGUCACACACAUCGAGAUCAAGGCGUCGAACAUCAACAAGAAGGCGCGGCUGCUGUGCGAGCGAAUGCCCCGGAACAUCAUCGUCAAGAUGUCGGCGAUGCCUGUGCUCUCACUCUACCGCGAAGUCCUCGCACACACGCACCUCGCACACACCGCACCGCAGCGCCAGAAUGCAAUGCCGCGUGUGUGCAAUCCGCUGCUGUCCGGUUUCCCACGUGUUCUCGACAAUCCCCACUUGCUCAAUCUCUUCAACAUGGUCUGGAUGGACAGCCUCAAGUUGCUGAAGAAGCAGCAGAAGAGCGAUCGCGCGUUCAUCCGCUCCUGGUUCCAGAUGAUCUUCACGCAGAAGGUGUGGCCGCUGCUGUCUGUCCAGCACGCGUCAUCCGCGUUCGCCACGCCGGCGUCCAUCGCAGCCGUCGACGACGAAGCCGUCAAGAAGACGCUGUGUGCAUUCACGCGCGGGGACUGCGUGAAACCGCUGGUGAUGGGUGUUGAGGAGCAAGAUGCAGCCGGUGGCGUGUACUUUGAACCCUUUGACACGGCCAGUGUCACGUACACGCACACCAGCGCAGCAGUGUAGCUGAGUGUGUGUGUGUGUGUGUGUGUGUGUGUGUGUGUGUGUGUGUGUGUGUGUGUGUAAGUCUGAGUGUGUGCGCGCCUGUGUCUGUGACUGUGUCUCUGUGUGCGCGUUUGUGUGUCUAUGUGCGUCUGUGCAUGAGUGCAUUCACACACACCUGGAUCAUGCCCACCCCCACCCCCCUUUCUGUUCUCCUUUCUUCUUCUUUUGUCCACACAUGACGAGGCAUGACAGCCGACAGCCCAUUGUCCAUACUUGUUUGUGUGCACGCAUGCACGCAUGCCAUUCUUGUGCUUGAUAAUGUUUACGAGCCCCUGUUUCACCGAUACGGCAA